UUGCUUAGUUCCGCGUUUCCAUUUUCGCACCUUCAAAACAAAGUUCAAAAUCCUGAAACAUUCAAGAAGCUUUUACUGGUUGUACAUCGUCAGUCCUGCUGUACAUGUGAACAGACACUUCAGUUACAGUGAGCACAUAGAUCUGUGAUGGCCAAUACUGAUUUUCGUUUGCAAUUUCAAGAAUUUGAAGAUGAUGAGGGAUUCAUAGAACGUAAUCAAGGUGCGACAACGGUGACCAUCGAUGACCCCAUCAAAUCUCGAAAGCAACGAAAAGCUAUUGGAACUGAUUUUGAGGAAGAGGACAACGAUGACAAAACUGAGCUUCUGUCCGGUGAAAAAAAGAGUCCACCCUUCUGGACGUUUGAGUACUACCAAACAUUAUUCGAUGUGGACAGUCAUCAGGUAAGGAACAGAAUAAUUGGUUCAGUUCUGCCUUGGCCUGGAAAAAACUUUGUUGAGGUGUAUUUACGGAGUAACCCGGACCUGUAUGGACCUUUCUGGAUCUGUGCAACUCUUGUUUUUGUCAUCGCUAUUAGUGGAAACAUGUCCAGUUUUCUUGUCAACUACAGUCAGCCAAAGUUCAAAUACGUGCCAGACUUCAGGAAAGUAACUAUGGCAGCCACAGCAAUUUACAGCUAUGCAUGGUUAGUGCCUUUAGCUCUAUGGGGUGUUCUCACUUGGCGAAAUACGAAGAUCACAAGCCUGGUGUCCUACUCCUUCAUGCAGAUACUCUGUGUCUAUGGUUACUCGCUCUCCAUCUACAUCCCAUCUGCGAUUUUGUGCAUAAUACCAAGUGAAGGGUUGAGGUGGUGCUCCAUCGUGGUGGCUUUGUGUCUCUCAGGAUCUGUGCUGGUUAUAACAUUCUGGCCAGCCAUCAGGGAUGAUAAACCAAGAAUUACCAUUGCAAUUAUUUCUACCAUUUUGAUUCUUCACGCCCUACUUGCAAUUGGUUGCAAGGCUUUCUUCUUCAGUACAUAUGAGAUGGAACAAACUGAGCCAUUAAAAGCGAGCAACAAUUCAUCCACAAAGGCAAACUGAAUUACAGCCCUGGGUAAAUACAGGACUUCAGUGAGGUGGCACUCUCUCAUGUGCUUUGACUGCUGAACUGUUUUAAUAAUGAUGAAAUGGCAUAGAAAUGCCAGCACUUUUAGAUGAGCCAAGUGUCAUUUGAUUGCAGCAGCUGAUGGGAAAAUAAGAUUUGCAUUUGGUGAGAUGUUAACAUGAGACGACGCUUCCUGUACAUAAUCUGUGCUCUUCGAGAGACUGUUAUUCUUCUGUAAUUGCAGCGUCUCCUCUUGCCUUAUUAGAGCGAAUCGGGUAUCUUGAUAAUGAGAUUGUGGGCUGUCUGGAUUUCUUCAUCUUCAUGUAGUCUGUGAAGGUCAAAAAUUUGUUUUGGUAUGUUUAUGUUUGUAGGUGAGCAGCGAAACCUCGAGAUACUCAUCUACAACAUGUUUGAUGUUUUCUGAUUGGAGGUUCAGAAACAUGUUACUGUUACAAAAUAGAGGACAUGUAUAUACGGUGUAGCUGUUGUUUAAAUAUUUAUGUGAUAAUUGAGCUUGAGAUGGGUUUCAAAGGGUCACUCUCCUGUUUCUACCACUUUGGAACGUGUACAUGUACUUAAAAUGUUUUAACACUAACUACAAAGCCAACAGAAAAAAAGGGAUGGAAAAAUAAAAUAAAUUAUGAGUUGAAUUGCACAUACAAACAAAAGCUGAUUACAUAUUUUAAUUGUAAUAAAGUUGGAAAUCAAAACUAGA
This is a messenger RNA of Labeo rohita (rohu), 1757 nucleotides long. RefSeq names its product Yip1 domain family, member 1 (gene yipf1). The transcript is spliced from 10 exons. Gene Ontology annotation, cellular component: membrane; Golgi apparatus. Lineage: Eukaryota; Metazoa; Chordata; Actinopteri; Cypriniformes; Cyprinidae. Gene Ontology annotation, biological process: vesicle-mediated transport. The record is from RefSeq and is a predicted model, not a curated record. Bases 148 to 1038 code for a protein of 296 amino acids. Gene Ontology annotation, molecular function: small GTPase binding.